This is a messenger RNA of Poecile atricapillus (Black-capped chickadee), 2538 nucleotides long. RefSeq names its product diacylglycerol kinase iota. The transcript has 30 exons. Gene Ontology annotation, molecular function: ATP-dependent diacylglycerol kinase activity; protein binding. The record is from RefSeq and is a predicted model, not a curated record. Gene Ontology annotation, biological process: regulation of synaptic transmission, glutamatergic; intracellular signal transduction; diacylglycerol metabolic process. The coding region runs from base 16 to 2538 and encodes 840 amino acids. Lineage: Eukaryota; Metazoa; Chordata; Aves; Passeriformes; Paridae. Gene Ontology annotation, cellular component: nucleus.
GUCCACAACGCCUGCAUGGAGCAGUUAGAGAAGAUUAAUUUUCGCUGCAAACCGACUUUCCGAGAAGGAGGCUCCAGAUCUCCAAGAGAAAACUUUGUGCGGCAUCACUGGGUGCACCGGCGGAGGCAGGAGGGCAAAUGUAAGCAGUGUGGAAAGGGCUUUCAGCAGAAAUUUUCCUUCCAUAGUAAAGAGAUUGUGGCCAUCAGUUGCUCCUGGUGCAAGCUAGCGUUUCAUAACAAAGUCACCUGUUUCAUGCUACAUCACAUUGAGGAGCCAUGUUCCCUGGGGGCCCAUGCUGCUGUCAUUGUGCCUCCUACCUGGAUCAUUAAGGUGAAGAAACCUCAGAACUCCUUAAAGACUUCAACAAGACGAAAGAAGAGAACGUCCUUUAAAAGAAAAACCAGCAAAAGAGGAAACGAAGUAGGUAUUCAAGAUAACAAAGGCCGGCCUUUUGUGAUAAAGCCUAUCUCCUCUCCACUCAUGAAGCCACUGCUGGUUUUCGUCAAUCCAAAAAGUGGAGGGAAUCAGGGCACCAAGGUUCUCCAAAUGUUUAUGUGGUAUUUGAAUCCACGCCAGGUCUUUGAUCUCUCUCAGGAAGGGCCAAGAGAUGCGCUGGAGCUGUACAGAAAGGUGCCAAACCUGAGGAUCCUGGCAUGCGGUGGGGAUGGGACGGUGGGCUGGAUCCUGUCCAUCCUCGAUGAGCUGCAACUCAGCCCCCCACCUCCUGUGGCUGUCCUUCCACUUGGCACGGGGAAUGACCUUGCCCGCACCCUCAACUGGGGGGGGGGUUACACAGAUGAGCCGGUGUCGAAGAUCCUGUGCCAUGUAGAAGAUGGGACCAUUGUCCAGCUGGACCGCUGGAAUCUUCAGGUUGAGCGCAACCCUGAUUUGCCUCAGGACGAGCUGGAGGAUGGGGCACGUAAGCUUCCCCUCAAUGUCUUCAAUAAUUACUUCAGUCUUGGAUUUGAUGCACAUGUUACGCUGGAGUUCCAUGAAUCCAGAGAAGCAAAUCCAGAGAAAUUCAACAGCCGAUUUAGAAAUAAAAUGUUUUAUGCAGGGGCAGCCUUUACAGACUUUCUGCAAAGAAGCUCAAGAGAUUUAUCCAAGCAUGUUAAAGUUGUGUGUGAUGGUACAGACCUGACUCCAAAGAUCCAGGAGCUGAAGUUCCAGUGUAUAGUGUUUUUAAACAUACCCAGGUACUGUGCUGGCACAAUGCCCUGGGGGAACCCUGGUGAUCAUAGAGACUUUGAGCCCCAGCGUCAUGACGAUGGCUACAUUGAAGUCAUUGGGUUCACCAUGGCCUCGCUGGCUGCUCUCCAGGUGGGUGGUCACGGAGAGAGGUUGCACCAGUGCCGGGAGGUGACGCUUUUGACGUACAAGUCUAUCCCCAUGCAAGUGGAUGGCGAACCCUGUCGGUUGGCUCCCUCCCUCAUCCGGAUCUCCUUAAGGAACCAAGCCAACAUGGUGCAGAAAAGCAAGAGGAGAACGUCUAUGCCUUUGCUGAAUGAUCCUCAUUCCAUCCCAGAUCGCCUGCGGAUCAGAGUGAACAGGAUUAAUUUACAAGAAUACGAGGGGCUACAUUACGACAAGGAAAAACUGCGGGAAGCUUCCAUUCCCCUAGGAAUCAUAGUUGUACGAGGAGAUUGUGACUUGGAGACUUGUCGUAUGUACAUUGACCGUCUACAAGAGGACCUACAGUCAGUAACCUCUACUACACAGAGAGUUCAUUACCAGGACCAGGAAAGCUCUUUCCCCAGAGUACUUUCUGUUCAGAGGCUCUCUCCUAGAUGGUGCUUCCUAGAUGCAACUUCUGCUGAUCGUUUUUACCGCAUUGACAGAUCUCAGGAACAUUUGCACUUUGUGACAGAAAUUUCGCAGGACGAGAUUUUUAUUCUGGACCCAGAGAUGGUAAUGUCUCAGCAGGUGGGGACGCCUCCAGGAAUGCCUGAUCUGGUAGUGGAGCAGGCAACUGGAAUAUCGGAUCGGUGGAACCCUGCAGUUCGGAAGAGGAUGCUGAGUGACAGCGGCCUUGGGAAGAUUUCUCCCCACUAUGAGGUACCUGACAAACAAAAGGACGCCAGCCAGACACAUAUGCUGCAGUCACCGGUUUCUUCAGAAGAUCAAGCACUUUUACAGGCAGUCAUAUCUGGUGAUCUACUGAAGUUCAUAGAAUGUUGUAAAAAAGGAGCCAAUUUGUUAAUCCAAGGUCCUGAUCACUGCUCCUUGUUGCAUCAUGCUGCCAAGACUGGGAACGGCGAGAUUGUGAAAUACAUCCUGGAGCAUGGUCCAGCUGAAUUACUGGACAUGACAGACAGUGAAACGGGUGAGACAGCAUUACAUAAGGCAGCCUGCCAGCGCCACCGCACCGUCUGCCAGCUCCUGGUGGAUGCGGGAGCCUCUCUGAGAAAGACAGACUCCAAGGGUAAGACCCCUCGUGACAGGGCUCAGCAAGCUGGUGAUCCAGAUCUGGCCUCCUACCUGGAGAGUCGACAAAACUAUCAAAUGGUUUCCCAUGAGGAUCUAGAGACAGCAGUCUGA